UGCUAUUUUGAACAUGUCUAAUGGCAGAAUGGAUAUCAUUCAGCAGCACCAUUUUAAAUUUAAAACAGUAACUUAUAAUUUCAUUGUGAUUUUUAGAGAGAGAAACAACCCUCAAUCACUGUAUACCAGACGAGGAUGAUGAUGAUGGUGAAGUUAUUACUCCCAAAAGAAAAAGAAUGCCAAAACGUUUCUGGUUCGACUCUCCUGAGAGAAAUGAGCUUGUGAAAGCACCGAUUCUUAAUAGCACAUCUAAAGUUAGUAGAAAGGAGACAGCUGAAGCAAGGCACAGCCAGGAAAAGAAAAUUAUGGCAGCUAUCCAAGAGAAAGGAAAAGGAGAUACUGAUGAGGUUAAUGAAAUUCAUCUUCUUCGGCAAGAAGUUGAAGAAAUUAAAAAACACCUCUUCACUGAAAUCCCUAAACUACACCAUCAGCUUCAGGAAAUAAAAGACACCCUGCACACCUUACAGCAAGGAAGGAGCUCUGUGGACUCACUUCCCUCAAACUCUGUGGACUCAAACCCUUCCUCAUUGGAGGAAAUUCAUCCUGAGACAGGUGUGAAGGUCCCAAGAAAUGUGUGGAGAGCAGCAAACCAAGCCAACACUGGAACUGCCAUGGCACGGAUUUUACUAAUGGGAGUUUUUGACAUCGAUACACUAAUGGAAAGCAAUUUGAGAGGUGGAGAAUCAAAAAUUGUUAAAGGGGAAAGGCGUCGAGCUCUUGAUGAGGUCAAGGUUAAGGCAAUUAUUGACGCUGUCAUUAUGAAACACCCAAGGACAACAACAGGACAGAUUGGAACUGCUCUAAACUGCAAAAUGGCAGAGCUCAGGGUGGCAGCAGCUAAAACCAAAUGUUAAUUUGAUUAAUUACAUUAUUACAAAAUAUUUACAUUAUACAAUACAGUUACAGAAAACGUUUACUGUUAAAAAUGACACAUGUGUAAUUUUACUGUAAUUUAUGUUUGUAAUGUGUUGUAAAUGUUCACUUAAUAUGUAAUAAAAUUUUAAGUGUUUUCCCUUUGUGCU
This is a messenger RNA of Paramisgurnus dabryanus, 1022 nucleotides long. RefSeq lists its product as uncharacterized. Gene Ontology annotation, molecular function: DNA binding. NCBI's taxonomy places the organism in Eukaryota, Metazoa, Chordata, Actinopteri, Cypriniformes, Cobitidae. The record is from RefSeq and is a predicted model, not a curated record.